CGAAUCGGGUUCGGAGUUUCCGCAUUGGGCUAAAUCCGACAGCCGCCAGCCUAUCAUACAACGAAGUCUUGCGCACUAGCGCCAUCCAUCUAAACACACGAGUGUCUCCCUGAUAUUGAGGCUCCAAGAUCAAUUUCCUCUGCUUCUCGCCGCAAACUUCUGUACUACCUCAUCUGCGCUCCUGAACAUGUCAUCAAUAUACGAAUGCAGUCCGUUGGACAGCGUGAUUCCCGCUCUGUUCAAUGCAAUGAUACUCGGAUUUCCAUGUCGGUCUGAUCAAAGAGAUCGCAUGGCAGCAUUACUGCAGGAGUCUCUCUCUUCCACAGUCCGAGACAGACCUUAUUUGACCGGCGAAGUGGCUCCUGCGGCAAGGGGUCUUGCCCUUCGAGUGCCGUCAGGCGAGCCGGAAAUGGAACUGCUAUUGAAUGAUAUGACCGCUCCCGGCCAUGCAUGGCAAUACAGCUAUGAAGAGCUUCAGAAAAUGGGCAUGCCACUUAGUCUGAUGGAUCCCAGGCUACUUGCUCCAGAGGCCGGCUACAUGACCUCCAUGAGAGUGAUGGCUGCCCGCGCAAACUUCAUUCCUGGCGGCUGCUUGCUCACGGUCUAUUUCCAACAUGCAUUCAUGGACGCGUUUGGCUCAGCUCUAGUCACGGGAGUGUGGGCAGAAAAUUGUCGUAAACUACAGGAAGCUGAACGUUCUGUCGCCUCGUCUUCCCCACUUGCAAGCCUCGAAGCGCCAAAGGAGCUUGAGAUGCCUCCCGCACUCCGUUGGGAGAACAUUGAAGCGUCUGAAAUUGCCUACCAGGAGCUUAAAACCCGACCUGAACUUUGGAAGACCCUGUCGCUUGAUUGGAGAAACCAUAGUGUUGCCGCACCCUUUUCCAAUCACGAUAAGAUGGUGACUGCAUUGUUCCGCAUCUCGAGUGCUGAUCUGAUCGACCUGAAGAACACCGCAUCUCUAAAACUUCCCAAGUCGAGCGAGAUAUCAGCUCCUCAAUUCUUGUCUACUGCAGACUCACUAGGCGGACUUCUCUGGCGAACUAUCAUGCGUGCCAGAUACCCUCCCGAGAAGCAGCCUCCUGUUCGCGAGUCAAUCAUCAACGUGGCUAUGGAUGGCCGACGCGGACUGGGGCUACCCUCAAACUAUCCUGGAAAUGUCAUCUUUGCCAGCAUGACCGAGAAAAACGUCGACUGGCUGACGAGUCCCUCGACGACUGUUGGAGAUGUAGCUUUCGAGCUCCGAAAAUCUCUCACAGCCAACAAGCGGUCUCAGAACCUGAGUGAUGCCUUGAGAUUGGUAGCAAGCAUUCGCGAUCACAGCUCAUUAAAAUUUGCCAUUCCUGAUUGGAGUCACGAAGACUUGAUCUUGACUUCCUGGAUCGAGCUCCCAUUCUACGAGCAUGUGUGGGGUCCUGAAUUCGGCGAGACGCAGAAAGCUGAAUUUUUCCGUAUGCCAAAGGGCCAGUUUGAAGGUAUCUGUAGCGUCCAACCUCGUAGACCUGGAGGAUCCGUUGAAGUCAUCGUUGGCCUGGAACCUGAGCAGAUGGAAGCUUUCAAGAACGAUCCGGAAGUGCUUGAAUACCUGUCUUUUGUUUCAUCAUAAAACAUCCAUUAACUUGAAUCCGCUGUGUCCACAGAUAUCUUGCACCUUGAUCAGAUUUCAUAUUCAAUUCGUUAUGAUUGCGCCAUCUGCCACAAAUCAAAACUCAAUCAGUCGCAAGCCCGAGCCACUAAUGCUUCGAGGGGUUGUUUGGCAAGCACAAGGAAUUUCUUCAUACGUGGUCAAUACAUAACAA
Molecule: messenger RNA, 1796 nt
Organism: Aureobasidium subglaciale EXF-2481
Lineage: Eukaryota; Fungi; Ascomycota; Dothideomycetes; Dothideales; Saccotheciaceae
Exons: 1
Coding region: 188-1603 (471 amino acids)
Molecular function (GO): acyltransferase activity, transferring groups other than amino-acyl groups
Source: RefSeq, a predicted model, not a curated record